Closterium sp. Yama58-4 is the source of this 1899-nucleotide messenger RNA. The record is from the annotation of a GenBank genome assembly. Lineage: Eukaryota; Viridiplantae; Streptophyta; Zygnematophyceae; Desmidiales; Closteriaceae.
AUGGCUCGGAUGACUGCAGUGGCCAUGCUGCUGCCAGGGCUGCUCGCAGCUGUCCUUCCCGCCAUCCCUGUCAUCGUCAGCAUCAUGCUACGUGCCAGGGAUGCCUGGCCUUUCACCACUGCAAAGGACGUGAGUGCUGCCAUGCCGCGCAUCGCUGCUAUGUCAAGGGUGACACGCGGCAACCAGCAGGUCAACCACCCUUUCGCGCUUCCCUCUGCUUCCAUCUCUGACCCUUCAGGUGCAAACCAUCUCCUCGUGCUGUACUCUGUCAUCUCCACUCUCAUCGCUAGUCUCAUGGCGCUGCUGUGGGGGAUGGGCGUGACCCACACGCAAGUCAGAGCAUGGUUGUGUCAGCAGGGCUUGGCUUGGUGUGCUGUGUCGAUUUCUUCCAAUGCUGCUGAACAUCUCUCUACCAUCUCUCAUCCUUCUCCUCACUCCUCCACUCCCUUCACCGCGAUCCCCCUCGCCCUCACCAUGCUGCAGCCAUGUGGAAUCUUCCCUCUGCUGCACAGCCCUAUGAAGCGUGUAUGUUUUGGGAUGAAGCGAGUGGGUGAGGUUGUCGUGUCUGUCACAGCUAGUAUGGGAGGAACACACGAGGGGAAAGAGGUGAUGGAGAUGAGAAUGAGGGCGCUUGGCGUGCAGCUGGAAGAGACAAGGAGGGAGUUGGCAGCAUCCAGGGGGGAGGUCACUGCAGUGAAAGGGGAGUUUGUUGCAGUGAAAGGGGAGUUUGUUGCAGUGAAAGAUGAGACAGAGAUGAGAUUGAGGGCGCUUGGCAUGCAGCUAGAAGAGACAAGGAGCGAGUUGGAGGAGGUUGAGAGGAGAAGGGCAGCGGAGAUGAGGGAGAUGAGAGGGCAGGGGGAGGAGAGGGAGGGGAAGCUGGCAUCAGCAUUGGCUGCAGUUAAGGUUGAGUUGGCUACAGUGCAAGGGGAGGUGGCCGAACACAAGCAGUCAAAUAGAUUGCAGCUGGAGCAGGCUGAGAGGAGACGAGUGGCGGAGAUGAGGGGGCAGGUGGAGGAGAGGGAGAGAGAGGUGGCAGCAGUGAAGGGGGAGCUGGCUGCACACAAGGAGGGUAUGAAAGAGAAAUGGGAUGUGGCAGAGAGAAGAAGGCAAUCGGAUUUGAUAGAGCUGAGAGAGGAGGUCAGGAAGAAAGAGGAUGAGAUGAGACAGGAGCUGGCAAGGGAGAAGGAGGAGAGGAGGAGGGAGGUGCAAGAUGUUGAGAGGAGAACAGCAGCAGAGCUGAGAGGGCAGGUGAAGAAGAGAGAGAGGGAGCUGGCUGAAAAGGAGAGCGCGCUGAAUGCUCUCAUGACGCUGCAUGCUUUACGGAAACUCGUCCAGAGUGAAGGCAAGCAGGAGACGGCAUGGGAGCGAAUCGAGGCAGCAUCACGAGCAACCAGUGUGAGCCUAGCGAAUAUCGACGGCCUCUCCGACGACAUGCUCCGCCGUGUAUCCACGAUGUCCCAACUGAAGUUCAUUGACUUGGAGCGCAGCUCAGGCUUCAGUGCAGAGGGCAUCAAGCACCUCUACAGGCUGCCACGGCUGGAGUUGCUAGACCUGGAUGGCACAGGCGUCCCUGACAGUGCCUUGGAAGGGAUUGAAUCCUUGACCAAUCUCGAGCAGCUCUAUCUGCAACAAACCAAAGUGACUGAUGGUGGGCUGCGGCACUUGAGAGGCCUUUCCUGUCUGAAGGCAUUGUUGCUUUCUCGGUGCAACGGAGUGACGAAUGCUGGCAUGGUGCAUGUGGGGAGGCUGACAGGGCUGGAGAAGCUAGCUCUGGAUGGCACGUCAGUGACCAAUGAUGGGCUGAAGCAGCUGAGUGCCCUGACCAGGCUCAAAACUCUCUGGCCGCCAGAAGGGGGUAAGCGUGAGAAUGAUGAUGUACGCAGGCGGAUAGGCAGGUAG